This is a messenger RNA of Durusdinium trenchii, 1076 nucleotides long. The record is from the annotation of a GenBank genome assembly. NCBI's taxonomy places the organism in Eukaryota, Dinophyceae, Suessiales, Symbiodiniaceae.
GUUUGGUUCAAGCAAGCGCUCCCCAACUUGGGAGACUUGGUGGAGACCGUGCCAAGUGGCUGUAUGGCGAUGUUUCAAAGCUUGCUAUGCAGCUACACAGAUACAGGUGGUUCCGAUUCUUCCUUGACCAGACUGCUAAGCAACUACAAGAAGCUUAUCCAUGAGGAGGGCUACAUCGACACGAAAACCGAUGCAGGCUUCAACGCCACGGCUGUUUUUCUCGAAAGCCUUGAGGCUACAGCUCGUGCCUUGCGCUUGGAGCCAGCCAAUCGAUCGUAUCGAUCUGGCUUUACCAUCAACUACCGGGCCCUCUUUCCCGACGAGUCGAGAAAUUAUCGGGUGGACAUUCUCGAAGCCAGCGUUGAGCAGAACGCGGUGAUUUGGGUGAAUGGCGACAAGUUUGAGUUCAGCCAGGAGGCAAUGCAAUGCGCUGAGGACCUCCAAAGGGCUUGGUCGGAGCUUUGCCAUUUGUUGGACCGUUGGAAGUCAGGUGAUGCGGGCGACAAACCUCAGCGGACAGAAAUGAGAACCUCCUUAGUGACCCUGGAUGUUGCAUGGGCGGCCUUUGAGAAGAAAUACAUCAGUGAGCUUAUUGCGAUCGAGGAUCAGGCAAGGAAGCUUAUUGUGCAGGCUGUCGAGAGUGAAAAGCGGCUCAGAGACAUGGAAGGGAAGUACGGCGAGACCGAGGCUUUGCUGGCGCGACCUGAGUAUCAAGCAGAGCAGAGGAGGCUGGUCGGGUGCAUUUCUUACCUCAACUCUGUGGCGAACUUCCGACGGAAGGGCCGCGACGACCUGUCCGCCGAGGUCUUGUUUGAUGCAGUCAGGACAAUACAGCGCUGUGACCUCGCAGAGAAGAACGGCCAGAGCACCGAGCUCUCUGCUGCUGCGCGCACUCUAUGCGGUGACGUAGUGGAGUCCUUCGUGGCCAUGCGCCUUUACCUCCGUGAGAUCGGCAAGUGCCUCGAGCGGGUAGAUCCGCAUCUGUGCAACAAUGCAGGCCUUGUGACCAGGCUAGUUGAUUGGGAAGAGAGCUGGGAGGUCGGGGCUCGAUAUGUUCAGAACGAGUUGCUGCUGAA